AUGGGAAAACAAACUUCUUUAGAAACCCGACAAAUCAUAAUUGAUUUGCACAAAAAAGGUAAAUCCUUACGAAAUAUAGCAAAUACGACCAAUAGAAGUCAUAAUACAGUAAAAUAUGUUAUAGACAAAUAUAAAAAUUUUAAUGAAAUUGAUAACUUCAAAAAGUCUGGUAGACCAAAACGACUUUCUGAUAAAGAAAUAAGACAAAUAGUGAGAGAAGUCAAAAACAACCCAAGUGUAAGUGCAGUAAAAAUAUCUAAAAAUAUUACUCAAACAUCAGAAAAACCUGUAAGUGCUAGUACUAUACGACGAGCACUACGUGAAAAUGGACUACACGGUAGGUCUCCGCGACGAAAACCAUAUAUCUCAAAAAUUAAUCAGCAAAAAAGACUAGAAUUCGCGAAAAAGUACGAAAAUAAAGAUGUUAACUUCUGGUAA
Messenger RNA from Condylostylus longicornis, 438 nucleotides. RefSeq lists its product as uncharacterized. Gene Ontology annotation, biological process: DNA transposition; DNA integration. The coding region runs from base 1 to 438 and encodes 145 amino acids. Lineage: Eukaryota; Metazoa; Arthropoda; Insecta; Diptera; Dolichopodidae. The transcript has a single exon. The record is from RefSeq and is a predicted model, not a curated record. Gene Ontology annotation, molecular function: DNA binding.